Messenger RNA from Colletotrichum godetiae, 637 nucleotides. RefSeq lists its product as uncharacterized. Bases 179 to 433 code for a protein of 84 amino acids. The record is from RefSeq and is a predicted model, not a curated record. Lineage: Eukaryota; Fungi; Ascomycota; Sordariomycetes; Glomerellales; Glomerellaceae. The transcript is spliced from 3 exons.
CACGAAACCACGUCACCUCCCAUCUUCUCUUCUUCCACAACAACACCUCGCCAUUCCGCCACUUUUCGUCGCAAACAUCACCUUCUCCAUCAUCCUUUGGAUUAAUUCGAUUCUGCAGCUUCAGAAAGCUCGAACGCGUCACUUUUCCCUCAUCUUCAUCCAUCCGCCAAGCGUCAAAAUGGCCCGUGAAGGCACCCGCUCCCAGACCGGCAACUCUAAGCCGCGUCUCUUCCCCGUCGUCGACACCGCUCCUGUUCGCAAGCAAAACACCACGACUACCACGACCGCGAAGAAGCCCAAGACCACUUCUACUGUUGCCAAGGCCGCAAAGCCCGUCGGCGUCACCAAGAAGAAAGCUACCACCGCCAAGAAGGGCCCUUCUGUUACUACCAAGGUAUGUUCGCGAUGCACUCUGCCUUGCCUCUCUUCCUGAGGCGCGCAGCUCUCCACCGCAACCACCUGCAACUUCUCCUACUUCUCCGGAUCACAAAUCUUACCCGGACAUGCUUCUAUGAUUUUUUUUCUGUGUUUGAAAAGCUUGGGCACGAAACUCGCGCGUCCUAGACGAGAUCCUUACCCCUGCCCAACCCCUACGAUCAGACCCUCUUCUUCUAGCCAAGUCAGUAGCCAAGAAGGC